UUGCAUCCUCAUGAGCACAUUCACGAACUUCACUUCAAGGAACGCAUCCGCCAUUUCACAUGGACGUGGUUCACUAUGACUAUGGCCACUGGAGGCGUGGCCAACACUCUUUACCAAGUACCCUACCGUUUCCCCGGCUUGUACGCCAUCGGCUGCUUCUUCUUCCUCUUCAACAUAUGCCUCUUCGUCUUCAACCUGACCAUGAUCUCCCUACGUUUCUACCACCACCCGUCGACCUUCAAGAACUCUCUCCUCCAUCCCACCGAAUCCCUCUUCAUUCCAGCUUCCAUCAUCUCCAUCGGGACAAUCCUGCUCAAUGUGAGCCAGUACGGACUCGACUAUUCAGGCGACAGCAGGGCAUGGCUGCUCAGCACCAUGAAUGUGCUGUUUUGGGUGUACUGUGGCCUGGCUGUCAUCUUCAGUGCUGGCAUUUAUUUGAUCCUCUGGUCGACACAGACUUUCACAGUCGCACAAAUGACUCCAGUUUGGAUCUUUCCUUGCUAUCCUUUGCUGGUCAUUGGUCCCCACGCUGCAACUUUGGCCAAACAUCUCAUGAAUCGGAGCCUUUCCGCCUUACACAUCAUCGUCGGUGGUUUCGUAUUCCAAGGCAUCGGCUUCUUGCUUUCUCUCAUGAUCUACGCUUCAUUCAUCUACCGGCUCAUGACACAAAAGCUUCCGCAAGAGACGUUGCGCCCUGGAAUGUUCGUCUCUGUGGGUCCUUCAGGCUUCACGAUUUCUGGCAUAGUCGGCAUGGGUAAUACAUUGCCAAAUGUCGUUGGUAAGGACUUCAUGGGCGAAGGGAUUGGGGAGCUUGCAGGCCAAGUGAGCAAGAUCGCCUCCGUCUGGUUCGGUCUUUGGCUGUGGGGCUUAGCAAUGUGGUUCUUCCUCGUCAGCGCAGGAGCACAUUGGUCUUGUGUUCGCGAUCGCCGCAUGACGUUUGCCAUGACUUUCUACUCCUACGUCUUCCCGAAUACCGCACUCACCACGGCGACGUUUGCCAUCGCCAAAGCUCUCAACAGUCGGGUGAUUAGGAUCCUAGGAUGCGCAUUCACCAUCAUCAUCAUCUUCAUUUGGCUUGGGGUGUUUGUGAUGAUGAUCCGGGCAGUCAAGCACAAGGACAUUCUGUGGCCGCAGAAGCAAGAAGAUCGAGAGGAAGGAGGUUGGAAAAAGACCAGUGACGAGGCGAAAGCUUGUUUGGAUCUUAGGCGAUGUCAAACUGAGCAAGAAGAGGGCGUCACUGGUACGGAUCCAACAAGUCUAGGAACCUAUGCCACUCCGACUGUCGGACCCGGCGAGACGCCGACGCUGAAAGUGAACGGGAGUUUGAUCGAUCAAGAAACGAACGUACGUGGACGAGCUGAGAAGCAGAGAAAUGAUAGCAUGGUAUGACAACAACAACAACAGCAGGACCACCAUGUAACGAUGCAACAAUGAUGAGAUGAAAAGACUCAAACGAAUUCUCGGAGGAAUUAUCACGGCGGAGGAGUGAAUGGCCGCCGCGUGGGCAAAAGACCGAAGAGAUGUCAUUCUGCAUGCAGAAGGACUGCGGUGUACAAAUGAAAUGUCCAGUCUAUUUACCACGCAAGUUACGACUUUCCUAUAUAGCGGCACAAAACCAAACGCUCCAAGUCUUAGAAAGAACGCUCAUCAUAAAUCAAUCAAACAGAAACCCUCAUUCUAGUACUAAAGGCAAAAAUCUGCUACAUGUAUGCUUUGGGGAUCUGUUUCAUAUCGAACCCGCUUCCAGCAGGCUUGCACGUUGAGGCUAGUGGUUGUUCGCAAGCUCAUCAGAGUCAUGGUCGUUGUGUUCGUGUGCCCAGUGGUUGCUUGCUUCUUCUCCAGGACCCCAUGUCCAUCACCCGAUAAGCUUUCUUUCCACGGCGCUUACACACGUGUGGUGCAAACUUUCGUCCAGCUCAGCUCUCAGUCGUUUCGACUUGUUGACGACGACAAAGUUGUUGAAAGAUUCCAUCUGCCGAAGUCCUAUUCCGACCAAUGUCGUUCCUCAAUGCGUUCGAAAUCUCCUUCGCAUACAGGCUCGCGCUUGAAGACGUUCUUGAAUGAAGACAUGAAGCGUUUGACGAAGCCGGGAGAAUCGGCGCCCUUGGUGUUCUGGAGAUUUCCUCUGCUGCGAGGAUACUCCUGCUGUCGAGAUGCCAUGGUACCCGGGAAGGCUGGCGCAGGUUUCACUUGUGGUUCGGCAAUCGAGGUGGUGUGUUGGGCUUGCUUGUAGUCUGGCUCGUUGUGGAGAGGUUGCUGUGGUGGUGCAUGCGCACGGUUGUUGACGAAAGCUGGGACUUGCGGUGCCGACUUUGGUCCUUGUGGAAUCUUGAUCGAUUCGUAGGGUGAUUUCGUUGGGGGUGCUGAUAUAGGAGCAGGCGGGAUAUAGACUCGCUCUCGGCUUGUAUUCCACCCUACAUCAUUCUGCGGCGUCAGAAAUCCGUUGGAAUGUUGGCCACGCCCGAUAUCGUCUGUGUGCUGCGCAGCGUUCGCAUCGAACGGCUCUUGAUGUUUGACAUCGCGCAAGGGUGAUCUUGAUCGUGUCAUGGGCGGAACACGCACAAGAGUGUGUCCGUUUUGCUCCCAGGGUGGUAGUCUUGGGUGUUCGUGAUGCCUCAACUCGUGGUAUGCGGCAUGGUCGUUACGCCAUGUGUCAGGCACCGCGCGCUCCAAAGUGACAGCCAUUUUGAUAGAUGCUCAAUCUGCGAGAGUAGUCUGUGAGUGUUUUUGGAAGAUGGCCGCGAGUAGGCCGC
This is a messenger RNA of Pseudocercospora fijiensis CIRAD86, 2753 nucleotides long. RefSeq lists its product as uncharacterized. Gene Ontology annotation, cellular component: membrane. Lineage: Eukaryota; Fungi; Ascomycota; Dothideomycetes; Mycosphaerellales; Mycosphaerellaceae. Gene Ontology annotation, molecular function: malate transmembrane transporter activity. The coding region runs from base 76 to 1389 and encodes 437 amino acids. The record is from RefSeq and is a predicted model, not a curated record. The transcript is spliced from 4 exons. Gene Ontology annotation, biological process: malate transmembrane transport.